This is a messenger RNA of Cyprinodon tularosa, 711 nucleotides long. RefSeq names its product major histocompatibility complex class I-related gene protein-like. Lineage: Eukaryota; Metazoa; Chordata; Actinopteri; Cyprinodontiformes; Cyprinodontidae. The transcript has 4 exons. Bases 36 to 506 code for a protein of 156 amino acids. The record is from RefSeq and is a predicted model, not a curated record. Gene Ontology annotation, biological process: immune response. Gene Ontology annotation, cellular component: external side of plasma membrane.
CACUAUUGCUGAGUGGGUUCCUAAGAGUUUCCAACAUGUCACAUCAAAAAACAGUUCUUCCUACAGUGUCUCUCCUCCAGAAGACCCCCUCCUCUCCAGUGAGCUGUCAUGCUACAGGUUUCUACCCAGAGAGCGCUGUGAUGUUCUGGAGGAGGAGUGAAGAGGAGAUUCAUGAAGGUGUAGAACAUGGAGAGAUCCUCCCAAACCAUGAUGGAACAUUCCAGAUGAAGGUUGAUUUGAAUGUCUCAUUAUUUCGACUCGAAGAUUGGGAGAAAUAUGACUGUGUCUUUCAGCUCUAUGACAUCAGCAAUGACAUUAUAACCCCCCUGGAUAAGACAAUAAUCAAGACCAAUCAGCAAGAGACCAUCAACGUUGCUGUCCCUAUCGCUGCUUCAUUGGUGUUUGUUGUUCUCAUCAUCAUGGCAGUCAGUGCAUUUGUCACUUUCAGAUAUAAAGAUUCUUACAACAACACAGAGCUGCUGGAGGGCCUGAAUCAAGAAACUUGAUGUAUAACUAGGGUUUCGUCUCCAAGAAAUAUUUAUAUUAAAUAUUCUUUCAGCAAGACUGUGAGUGUAAAGGUCAUCUCUGCGGGCUGCAGAUUUAAUCUCUACAUGAACCAGUAAAGUAUCUGGGAAAAAAAAAACCAAGAUAUAUUGUUAGGAAAUCUCCAGUGUAAAGGAGAACAGAUAUUUAGCUAUUGAGCUAAAUACU